UCCUCACGCUUCACCUUCACUUUCAUAUAUACAUAUAAAAUCUCACUUCAACAUAUAUACACUACAUAUACAUACAAACUCAUCACCAUCAUCAUCAACUCUCACGAAACUACUACUAUAUCAAUUAUAUUAUAACCAUGCUUCCAGGCGAGUUCACAGAACUCUACUACCUCCCAGUCUCACCUGAUCAUCAUCAAAACCCUAUCCUCCCCGUACUUCCAAACUUCAACAACACGAUGAUCACUAACUCUACUUGUACGUCUAACAUGGACCCAGUUUUCCAUCUCAACUCAUCAUUCUUGAACACCAAUUUACCACACUACCCUCCCCCUCAAACGACGUCGUCCACUCUCAGCAACAACUCCACCUCCGACGAAGCUGAGGAGAACUAUAACAAUAUUCACAGUCCUCAUGAUCACGAGCAGAUGAGGAUCAUCGACGAGCGCCGCCAGCGGCGGAUGAUAUCCAACCGGGAGUCGGCUCGGCGCUCCAGGAUGAGGAAGCAGAAGCACCUCGACGAGCUCUGGUCCCAGGUGGUCCGUCUCCGCACCGAGAACCACAGCCUAAUCGACAAGCUGAACCACGUCUCUGAGUCCCACGACCGGGUUUUACAGGAGAACUCUCGUCUCAAAGAAGAAGCCUCUGACCUUCGUCAAAUGUUGACUGCCCUCCAGAUCGGAAGUCCCUAUAACGCCGCCGUUUUGAGAACUACUAUUCAUGAUGACGACGACGACGACGACGAUGGUGUUGAUGCCGAUGAUCAUGAUCGUGAUCUUGAGGAUAUGGUGGAUAAUAUUGAUCGUAGUCACCGUAAUCACAAUCACCAUCACAAUGAGAUUAAUCUUCCCUGCAACGCGGCUCAUCUUAGAGCUGGGACCUCCUCCACUAAUAUUGCUACUUCGGUUGACUUACUUCAUUGAGAUUAGAUAUAUAACAACAACAAGAAGGGUUAAUAUUAAAUGUUUAAUUUUCUUUUUUAUGGAAUAUUAUUAUUAUUAUGUA
Humulus lupulus (European hop) is the source of this 1002-nucleotide messenger RNA. RefSeq names its product basic leucine zipper 43-like. The transcript has a single exon. Bases 138 to 920 code for a protein of 260 amino acids. Gene Ontology annotation, biological process: regulation of DNA-templated transcription. The record is from RefSeq and is a predicted model, not a curated record. NCBI's taxonomy places the organism in Eukaryota, Viridiplantae, Streptophyta, Magnoliopsida, Rosales, Cannabaceae. Gene Ontology annotation, molecular function: DNA-binding transcription factor activity.